AUAUAUGGACACCUACUGUGCAGCAAAUUGCAUUUAACAUGUGAGGAAAGAGAGCCAAGCUUCAUUUGCCUCAGGCAAAGACCUGGACAUAAUCACUUGUACCACAUUAGAUGAUGUGCAAUAGCUCAUUAAGCAAUAGCUACUUCAUCAUGCACCAGAGCCUCACGUCCUGACCGGUGUGGGAGGAAGAUGGGAAGUGGACCAUCUCAUUUCCUGGCAUCCUGGUGUGGUUGUGUCACCACAGUAGCUGAACAUUUAUCUUGAAGAUAUGCAAGAUGAAGAAAGUUGGAGUAGAUCUAAAUAAGGGCUUUACAGCUGGGAGUUUGACUAAAAGUUCAUUCCAUCUAACAGUUUUCUUCUCACUUGAUGCUGUAGAGAUUGAACUUUCUGUAUCCUUUUCAACAGUCUCUUGCUAGUUAACCAAAACAUUUCAAUCAGUAGCAAAGUAUUUGCUUUCCAUACCUGCAGUUCGACAGAAGCAGCAUGCUUCUAUCAGCAUCCCAGCACAGCAGAGAUCUCUUCUAUCGAUUAUCAAGGUUGUCACUGACCCAAAAGCAAGGCUUUUAGUAGUUCUGGGCCUUUGGCUGAGGAAUGGCUGCUGCCCUCUCCUGGAAAGAAUGAUACUUCCCUGGUUACUCCUGAGAGCAUCACUUCCAUAAUCUGGGAUGAAGCCCUCAAGCAUGGCUGGAGCAUUUAGAAUUAAGGCAUGUAGAACAAUGAAUGUAGUCUUUCAAGUGGGUUUGUAAGCAGAAAAUUGCAUCCAAAUACAGAACUGUGCAUCAAAAACGAAGAUAAGGAAAUUUGAUGCCCAGCUCUAAUAGCACAGCAACUCUCUACUUUUUUAUAUGACAAAGGCCUAUUAUUACCUAUAAAUGAGCUACUCAUUGUUCUCAAAGCCUCAGGAAGCCAGUGGAAUGGCUUACCAUAUUCUCUCUUCCUUAAAAAAUAGGCUGCUGCAAAGGAUGACUUCCACAAAAGUAUGGCAGAGAAUUCAGUGGGGGCAAAGUUCUCAGUCAUGGCUCUGAAUUAGCAGAAGUUCUCACUGUGCAAAGGGGACAAGUCAAACAAGCUGAAAGCCCCUUAAGCAGAUGUGAACACUUGGCCCUAAAGCUCCAAAGGUUAGUUUAGUUUUCAAGGUAGGAUACUGGGGAGAGGAGGUCAGGUCAGAACAUAAGAAGCAAAGUAUGAAGGACUCAUCUGAAGUUCCUCUAGAAAAGUGCUCUGCUUUUUGAGGGAGAGGAGCCUGUCAUUUGUAAGGGUAGGUUCAUGCUCUUGCAGGAGAUAUGAAAGCUCUCUGGAUCCUCAAGGUGCCUUAUCUGGCUUUGGAAAAGGAAAGGUGCUGAACUUUUUAUUCUUUAAAGAAGAGAAAAUGGAGAGGUAUUUGACUGAGGCCAUUUCAAACCUAAUGCUCUUGGCAGGUCUUCUCUUUUUGAUAUUUUUUUCUAGGCCUUUUCUUUUCCCCAAACCAUCUGCAAAAUUGGUUGGACUACUUCCCAUCUAAGUGCCUGACUUUCCAUGCCUGACAGGCAAUCCUACUUCUCCCUCCUCCCAGGAGUCAUCAGCCCCAAGGGGACGGACUGCAGGAUUACACGAGCUGGAAGACCCCGUGAGGGUCAACAGGUGUUGAUCUAAGGCUUGUGAAGUUUGGAUUGUCUCCCGGUGACAACGGGGCUAAGAACCUGGUAAAAGACAAAGCAAAACCACCAUGCCUCUGGGGAAAUCACUCUGCUACCUUGCCAAGAAACAUGUUUGACAGGUUUAUAAGCCGAGGUGGAGUUGGAGUUCUCUGAGCUCUUCUAUCUUCCUUGAAAGAUGUCAGUGACAGUGUGGGUGUUCCUGAGUCCUCAGGGUCCAUCUGUGCGCUGUGAUCCAGUGAAUGGCCACCACGUUCAGCUUCUCCUCAGAUGUGUCCCUCCAGCAGCCCCAGCUCUGGUUUGUAGAAACUCCAAGUCACUUCUCCUGGAAGGAGAGCUACUACCGAUCAGCCAUGUCCCAGAGCUCACAGCCCAGGGAAUUUCUCAAUCCAGAGGUGCUCCAGCAUAUCUGGGACUUCCUGGAACAGCCAAUAUGCUCAGUUCAGCCAAUUGAUUUAAACUUCAUUGAUGACCCAUCUGAAAAUGGCACUACAAACAAAAUAGAGAUUAGCAUGGACUGCGUCCGGGUGCAGGACACAGAACUGAACGACCCCAUGUGGCCACAGUAUACGAACCUUGGCCUCCUAAACAGCAUGGACCAGCAGAUCCAGAAUGGUUCUUCCUCCACCAGCCCCUACAACACGGAGCACGCGCAGAACAGCGUCACGGCCCCCUCGCCUUAUGCCCAGCCCAGCUCAACUUUUGAUGCUCUCUCGCCCUCCCCAGCCAUCCCUUCCAACACAGACUACCCAGGACCUCACAGCUUUGAUGUAUCAUUUCAACAGUCCAGCACGGCAAAGUCAGCAACGUGGACGUAUUCCACCGAACUGAAAAAGCUGUAUUGCCAGAUUGCCAAAACAUGUCCCAUCCAGAUUAAAGUGAUGACCCCACCACCCCAGGGAGCUGUUAUCAGAGCUAUGCCAGUCUACAAGAAAGCUGAACAUGUCACCGAAGUGGUCAAACGCUGCCCAAACCAUGAGCUGAGCCGGGAGUUCAACGAAGGGCAGAUUGCACCUCCCAGUCACCUGAUCAGGGUGGAAGGGAACAGCCAUGCCCAGUAUGUAGAAGACCCCAUCACCGGGAGGCAAAGCGUGCUGGUCCCCUACGAGCCACCCCAGGUUGGUACGGAGUUCACAACAGUCUUGUACAACUUCAUGUGUAACAGCAGCUGCGUAGGAGGUAUGAACCGUCGCCCGAUCCUCAUCAUUGUGACACUGGAAACCAGAGAUGGGCAGGUCUUGGGCCGCCGAUGUUUCGAAGCCCGCAUUUGCGCUUGCCCGGGCAGAGAUCGCAAAGCAGACGAGGACAGCAUCCGCAAGCAGCAAGUCUCUGACAGCACAAAGAAUGGUGAUGGUACGAAGCGCCCUUUUCGACAAGGAACUCAUGGCAUACAGAUGACAUCUAUCAAAAAAAGACGUUCCCCAGAUGAUGAGCUCUUAUACUUGCCGGUAAGGGGACGGGAGACAUAUGAAAUGCUACUAAAGAUCAAAGAGUCCUUGGAACUAAUGCAGUUCCUUCCCCAGCACACAAUUGAGACCUACAGGCAGCAGCAGCAACAGCAGCACCAGCACUUGCUCCAGAAGCAGACGUCCAUGCAGUCACAGUCAUCCUACGGCUCCAACUCUCCACCCCUUGGCAAAAUGAACAGCAUGAACAAGCUGCCCUCGGUCAGCCAGUUAAUUAACCCCCAGCAGCGCAAUGCCCUGACCCCAACCACCAUCCCCGACGGCAUGGGAACCAACAUUCCCAUGAUGGGCACCCACAUGGCCAUGACCGGCGACAUGAAUGGCCUCAGCCCCACGCAGGCCCUGCCUCCUCCCCUCUCCAUGCCUUCAACAUCCCACUGCACCCCCCCUCCUCCAUACCCCACAGACUGCAGCAUUGUCAGCUUCUUAGCGAGGUUGGGCUGCUCAUCCUGUGUGGAUUAUUUCACGACCCAGGGGCUGACCACCAUCUAUCAGAUUGAGCAUUACUCCAUGGAUGAUCUGGUGAGCCUCAAGAUCCCAGAGCAGUUCCGCCAUGCCAUCUGGAAGGGUAUCCUGGACCACCGGCAGCUCCAUGACUUCUCCUCCCCUCCCCACCUCCUGCGCACCCCCAGCGGCGCCUCCACGGUCAGCGUGGGCUCCAGCGAGACGCGGGGGGAGCGGGUCAUCGACGCGGUCCGCUUCACGCUCCGGCAGACCAUCUCCUUCCCGCCUCGCGAUGAGUGGAACGACUUCAACUUCGACAUGGAUGCUCGGCGCAACAAACAGCAACGCAUCAAGGAGGAAGGGGAGUGAGCCCUGCAGACCCCGCUCCACCCCGCCUCAGCCAUGAACUGCCCAGCCCUUCAUUUGUCUUCCUUCUGCUUGGUACUGCACCCUUGGACAAAGGGCGGAGGGAACCUUCUUGCCCAAUCAUGCUAGGUUUUGCCCUUGAUGCUGUCUAGGUCAUACUUCUGGACCAUGACCUCCACGCCAGCUCUUGCAAGGGGAAGAGCUGAGUGAAGGGGGAAGGCGGGUGGUGUUUCCUUGAGAGCUGUUGACCUUCUCAAGAAGGCAUUGUUCUUGUUUCACAUUUUCUUCUGGGGAGAGGGCUUCUUUUCUUGACUUUUGCAUCCUCACACACCUCGUGUGGGCAUCCUGACCUGCAAUAUUGUCUCUCUCAUCCAGCAAUCCUACUUUGAAAAGCAGGAAGGUUGAAAUAUAUAUAUAUAUAGAUAGAUAUUAUUUUUCUUUAAAGCCAAAAAUGCAAACAACCCACCCCAAAACUGAAUGCAAAAACCCCAAAGCCACCAAACCCUGAACUGUCAGUUCAUCCAAAAAAUAAAUGGGAGUUGGUCUGCUGAACGUUGCACUUAAACAGCCUCUUCCCACGGAGCUGAGUGCUCUGUUCAUGUGUAAUACUCUCCAGCGGAGACAGCACAUGCACUUUGCUGGGCAGGCCAGCACUUACAGCCACCUGCAACCCACUUUUUCUUUUCCCCCUCACCUUCUCUGGGGGGGGGGGGGGGGGGGAACCCAAACCUGCUGUCUCUUCUUGUUUCGAAUUUACAUUCAUGUGUAUGUCCUGGCUUGCUUAUUUCAGAAUAUAAAUGCAGGUACAACCAUU
Molecule: messenger RNA, 4724 nt
Organism: Pogoniulus pusillus (Red-fronted tinkerbird)
Lineage: Eukaryota; Metazoa; Chordata; Aves; Piciformes; Lybiidae
Gene: TP63
Product: tumor protein p63
Exons: 17
Coding region: 1877-3913 (678 amino acids)
Biological process (GO): apoptotic process; regulation of transcription by RNA polymerase II; protein tetramerization
Cellular component (GO): nucleus
Molecular function (GO): protein binding; DNA-binding transcription factor activity, RNA polymerase II-specific; RNA polymerase II cis-regulatory region sequence-specific DNA binding
Source: RefSeq, a predicted model, not a curated record